CCAUCGCCCCCUGUCUCGUUCCAGUCCCUCGGGCCUUUCUCCUGUUCCGUCGCGGGUUCCCCGUCCCGGUGGGCGGCGGUGCAGACCGUUGAUGUGAGGCGGCGGCGGCCCGGCUGGACUCGGCGGCGGGGCGCGGAUGGCGGCGGGGGCUGGCGCGGCGGCCGGGGGCCGCAGCUUCUCUUUCAAGGUGGUGCUGCUCGGGGAGGGCUGCGUGGGGAAAACCUCUCUGGUGCUGCGCUACUGCGAGAACAAGUUCAACGACAAGCACAUCACCACCCUGCAGGCAUCUUUUCUUACAAAGAAGCUAAAUAUUGGUGGAAAAAGAGUAAACCUUGCAAUAUGGGAUACAGCUGGUCAAGAAAGAUUUCAUGCAUUGGGGCCGAUCUACUACAGGGAUUCUAAUGGUGCCAUUCUAGUAUAUGAUAUAACAGAUGAAGACUCUUUUCAAAAGGUAAAAAAUUGGGUUAAAGAAUUAAGAAAAAUGUUGGGAAAUGAGAUCUGUUUAUGUAUAGUAGGUAACAAAAUAGACUUGGAAAAAGAGAGACAUGUUUCAGUGCAAGAAGCAGAAACGUAUGCUGAAUCUGUUGGAGCAAAACAUUAUCAUACUUCAGCUAAACAGAACAAAGGAAUUGAAGAACUGUUCCUUGACCUUUGUAAAAGAAUGAUAGAAACUGCUCAAGUGGAUGAAAGAGCAAGAGGCAAUGGCUCCAGCCAGUCAGGAAUAGCAAGGCGAGGUGUACAGAUCAUUGAUGAUGAGCCACAAGUACAGAGCAGUGGAGGGUGCUGUUCUUCUGGAUAAUUAUAAAACUGUGCAUCACUGCCCUCUCAAUAUGAAGACUGCCAUAUUCCAAGUCACCCGUUCUUUACCAAUGGAGUAAUAGAAUUAACAGUAUUUAAAAGUAAUCACAUGUAACACUGCAGAGACCUUAAGUGCUAAACUAGUGGCAUCUGUGACCAGAGAAUUGGCAUUUUCUACAGUGGUUAACAAAGCAAUUACCAAUGGCCUUUAUACAUAUUUUUCGUUAAUGAGGAAUAAUAUGCAUGUAGAAAAGACCUACUUAAAGGCUUCAUUUAUAUUCUUUUAAAUCAGAUCAUUAUUUAAUAACUUAUAUACAUUGUUGUUGGAAUGGUAUACGUUUUGCAGCUCUUUGUAUUUUGUGGUAGGUUGAAUUGUAUCACUUCUAAAAUGCAAACUGAUUUUUUUUAAAUUAGCAGAUAUCUGAAGUAAUAUUUUUGCAGGGCCUCCACAAGCCUAUAACUGUCAACUACUUUGAUAUAUUCUGUUCAUCCUGUAUGCCAAGCUGGUAAAAUACAUUGUAAAUUACAUAUUAAAUAUUUUAUCUGCUUU
Neopsephotus bourkii (Bourke's parrot) is the source of this 1348-nucleotide messenger RNA. It is a transcript of the gene RAB21, whose product is annotated as RAB21, member RAS oncogene family. The coding region runs from base 137 to 799 and encodes 220 amino acids. Lineage: Eukaryota; Metazoa; Chordata; Aves; Psittaciformes; Psittacidae. Gene Ontology annotation, biological process: Rab protein signal transduction. The transcript is spliced from 7 exons. The record is from RefSeq and is a predicted model, not a curated record. Gene Ontology annotation, molecular function: GTP binding; GTPase activity.